Messenger RNA from Aspergillus chevalieri, 1509 nucleotides. It is a transcript of the gene VMA2, whose product is annotated as H(+)-transporting V1 sector ATPase subunit B. The transcript is spliced from 8 exons. Gene Ontology annotation, molecular function: ATP binding; proton-transporting ATPase activity, rotational mechanism. Gene Ontology annotation, biological process: ATP metabolic process; proton transmembrane transport. Lineage: Eukaryota; Fungi; Ascomycota; Eurotiomycetes; Eurotiales; Aspergillaceae. The coding region runs from base 1 to 1509 and encodes 502 amino acids. The record is from RefSeq and is a predicted model, not a curated record. Gene Ontology annotation, cellular component: proton-transporting V-type ATPase, V1 domain.
AUGGCGUCCGAAUUCGUCGACCCCCGGAUGACCUCCAUCAAGCCUCGUAUCCGCUACAACACCAUCGGAGGUAUCAACGGACCUCUGGUCGUCCUUGAUAACGUCAAAUUCCCCCGGUACAAUGAAAUCGUCUCCUUGACGCUCGCCGAUGGCACAGAACGUUCGGGUCAGGUCCUAGAAGCGAGAGGCAACAGGGCCGUUGUCCAGGUGUUCGAAGGUACCUCGGGCGUCGAUGUCAAAAAGACCAAAGUCGAGUUUACCGGGCACAGUUUGAAGCUGGGUGUGUCCGAGGACAUGCUGGGUCGUGUUUUCGAUGGUUCGGGUCGUGCAAUUGAUAAGGGCCCCAAGGUGUUGGCGGAGGAUUAUCUGGAUAUCAACGGUCAACCUAUCAACCCUUACUCGCGAGUCUACCCCGAAGAGAUGAUCUCCACUGGUAUCUCCGCCAUCGACACCAUGAACUCCAUUGCCAGAGGACAGAAGAUCCCCAUUUUCUCCGCUGCCGGUCUUCCCCACAAUGAAAUCGCUGCACAGAUUUGUCGUCAGGCAAGCUUGGUCAACCAACCGACGAAGGGCGUUCACGAUGGUCACGAGGAGAACUUCUCGAUCGUUUUCGCUGCUAUGGGUGUUAACAUGGAAACUAGCCGCUUCUUCACCCGCGACUUCGAGGAGAACGGUAGUAUGGAGCGUGUCACUCUAUUCCUGAACUUGGCCAAUGAUCCUACAAUUGAGCGUAUCAUUACUCCCCGUCUCGCCUUGACCACUGCCGAAUACUACGCCUACCAAUUGGAGAAGCACGUCCUGACCAUCAUGACUGACCUUUCUGCUUACUGUGAUGCCCUUCGUGAAGUCUCCGCUGCACGAGAAGAAGUUCCUGGUCGUCGUGGUUACCCUGGUUACAUGUAUACUGACUUGGCUACCAUGUACGAACGUGCUGGACGUGUUGAGGGCCGUAACGGCUCCAUCACCCAGAUUCCUAUCUUGACUAUGCCUAACGAUGAUAUCACCCACCCUAUUCCCGACUUGACUGGUUACAUUACUGAGGGUCAGAUCUUCAUUGACCGUCAGCUCUACAACAAGGGUGUCAGCCCUCCUAUUAACGUCCUUCCAUCCCUGUCGCGUCUGAUGAAAUCUGCCAUUGGUGAGGGUCGUACUCGGAAGGACCACUCCGAUGUGUCCAACCAGCUGUACGCCAAGUACGCUAUUGGACGUGAUGCUGCCGCCAUGAAGGCAGUCGUCGGUGAGGAGGCUCUGUCCUCCGAGGACAAGCUCUCUCUCGAGUUCCUCGAAAAGUUCGAACGUACCUUCAUCAGCCAGUCCGCAUACGAAUCCCGGAGUAUCUUCGAAUCGCUCGACAUCGCCUGGAACCUCCUCCGUGUCUACCCCAAGGAGCUGCUCAACCGUAUUCCCAAGCGUGUCUUGGACGAGUUCUACGCCCGCUCUGCUCGUAAAGUUCCCAACAAGGACACGAGGGACAGCACGCAGGCGCCGCAGAACCUGAUUGAUGCUUAA